Molecule: messenger RNA, 1212 nt
Organism: Brassica oleracea var. oleracea
Lineage: Eukaryota; Viridiplantae; Streptophyta; Magnoliopsida; Brassicales; Brassicaceae
Exons: 3
Coding region: 1-1212 (403 amino acids)
Source: RefSeq, a predicted model, not a curated record
AUGAGGACCUUCCACCAAGCGGUAUUCGAUAACUCAACAGUACAAGCUCGGAGGCACGAUCUUCGCGGUCCCGUCAAUAUCGAUCCCCAAAGGGAAGACCUAGGGAUCCCGAGUGAAACCAGAGCAUUCCAGAAUUAUAUCGAGAGGAGCGAUGCCGAGCUCAAGAGGAUACAUGCGAUCGUACAUAUGGCAACAAGCUCUGCCCCAGAUAUCGACAUGGUCAUCGAAGAAACCAGAAGGACUCCAUUUACAAACAAAAUCGCCAACAUAAGGCUGCAUCACGUUGGGAAAUUAAAAUUCCCCGAAUAUGCAGGAAACACAGACCCAAAGGCCCACGUCCGAGCUUUCCGUUUAGCAAUAUCGAGAGCACACCUCACCGACGAUGAAAAAGAAGCCGGUUACUGCCGCUUCUUCGUCGAGAACCUCACUGGGGCCGCCCUCGAAUGGUUCACUGGACUAGAAGAAAACUCGAUUGACAAUUUCACUCAGUUGGUAUCUACGUUCCUCAAACAGUAUUCAGUCUUCAUAGAGACAAGAGUUACCGAGGCAGAUCUUUGGAAUCUCAAGCAAGCACCUUUCGAGCCGUUGAGAGCGGAAGAACUAGCAGUACGAGCACCUAUCUCGUUGGAUGACGCCCUACACCGAGCCUCUUACUUCGCCACCCACGAAGAGGAGGUCGCAGCCUUAAAAGAACAGUAUAGUGCAAACAAGAAUAAUGCGACUAAAAAGCCUACUGCUCCUAAGGAACCAGCGACCAAAGGACAACAUUCCUAUGCAAUAAACAACUCACCGCAAAAAUCUUCGACAUACGACCUCAACAAAUAUUGCGCCUUCCAUGACCGCAAAGGCCAUUCGACCGAAGAAUGUCGGGCCGCGCUUUGCAGUCAGAACAGAAAUAAGAAAACCACUGAAGAAACCGGAGAGGAAGAGGAAGAGCCAGUGACUCCAAAAUCCAACCGAAAGGCCAAAGUCUCGACAAACAAAAGAGGCAGGGAGACCAAGCAGGAAUCACCGAGCUCUCUGUUAGGGGAUUUUUGGGAUGAGAUGUUGCCCCCAUGGUGGGGAUUGGUCAGAGUUGGCCGAAGGUUUGAUGGAGAAGUCGGGAGCGUCUGCAUAAAGGGUGAUGCUUCUGCUCAUACCCCAGAUGCUUAUACAGCUACUGUAGCUAUACUCGGCGUUAGUUCAGGCAGGACUUCAGUUUGCAUUCUUUGA